Molecule: messenger RNA, 1328 nt
Organism: Fopius arisanus
Lineage: Eukaryota; Metazoa; Arthropoda; Insecta; Hymenoptera; Braconidae
Gene: Der-1
Product: derlin-1
Exons: 2
Coding region: 128-883 (251 amino acids)
Biological process (GO): endoplasmic reticulum unfolded protein response
Cellular component (GO): Hrd1p ubiquitin ligase ERAD-L complex; endoplasmic reticulum membrane
Molecular function (GO): misfolded protein binding; ubiquitin-specific protease binding
Source: RefSeq, a predicted model, not a curated record
UUUGCUCUAAGGAUUUUUCAGUAUUGUCAGCAAAACGUCAGCAAAACGUAUGCAGUGAUAAGAAAUUGUUGCAAAUCAGUGUUGGGGAAUUAAUUAACGAACUGAACUAGUGAAUAGACAAAUAAAAAUGUCUGACUUGAGAGAUUGGAUAAAUUCUCUGCCAAUGUUCACACGAUACUGGCUACUCUCCACAAUCGGUCUUUCACUGAUUGGGAGAUUUGGGUUAUUAUCACCUCACAUGUUGAUUCUUCUGUACGAUCGUUUCAUUCACAAUUUCGAGAUCUGGAGAGCCAUCACUAGUUUAUUGUUCUAUCCACUCAAUCAGGCCACUGGAUUUCACUUUAUGAUAAAUUGUUAUUUUUUGUACCGAUAUUCGUUAAACUUGGAGACUGGAGAGUAUCAGGGAAAACCAGCUGAUUAUGGAUUUAUGCUAUUGUUUAAUUGGAUUUCUUGCGUUGUCAUUGGACUGAUUGGUAAUGUUCCAUUGUUGAUGGAUCCAAUGGUACUCAGUGUACUCUAUGUUUGGUGUCAGCUCAAUCAGGAUGUCAUCGUCAACUUCUGGUUUGGCACACAGUUCAAAGCAAUGUACCUUCCUUGGGUCCUGGCAGGAUUCAAUUUGAUAAUCUCUGGAGGUGGAAUGCUGGAGUUGAUAGGAAUUCUGGUUGGACAUCUCUAUUUCUUCCUAAAAUUUAAAUACCCUCAGGAGUACGAUGGCCCGGAGUUGUUAAAUACUCCGAAGAUAUUGGAGCACUACUUUCCACCCCAUCGAAUCAAUGUCCAUGGAUUCAGUGCUAGUGCACCAAGGACUGGAGGACAAUCAACCCCUGGAAGAAAUAUGUUUGGGGGAUACCAGUGGGGCCAGGGACAACCACUUGGACAAUAAAUCGACUGCUAGAUUAUCAUUAUUUUUCAAUUCAGAUUCAUUCAUACACUCGAGGGUUGAGUGUAAUUUAUAUCUUAUUUUUGAUGAGAUGGGUGAACAUCACAAUUGUAAAUAACUGUCGGUGACUUUAGUAAUUAAUAAUUCUCUAGUUCAAAGUGUGGAGAGUUGUUUUGUUACUGAGACUAUUUCAUGGAUAUUCCAGUCGGAUACACAAACGAAUUCUAGAGAUUUAUUGAAUUCAUUCACAUCCCAUGAUUUUUUUUCGAUGAAAACAUUUCCUCAGGAAAAAUACUGAGAUUUGUUCAAACGUUUUUACACUAGUCUAGAAUAUUUUGGUCACAGUUUUGGUUGAGUUAAUCAUGUAUAAUGGGUUCUUGUGGAUCUGUUAAUAAUAACGUCUUCGUGUCAUUAUUAUUUAUGAAUAAAUGGAUUGUAAGGAAAUAAA